Molecule: messenger RNA, 2218 nt
Organism: Kogia breviceps (pygmy sperm whale)
Lineage: Eukaryota; Metazoa; Chordata; Mammalia; Artiodactyla; Physeteridae
Source: RefSeq, a predicted model, not a curated record
UGCUAUUCCUUGAAAUAUUAUUUAUAAUAGAAACAAACUAGAAAUAAACUAAAUGUCUAAGAAUAGGGAGAAUGAUUGAGUACACUAUAACCAUAAAACAAUUUUUUACAACAACUAAAAAUGUUUGAUGUAAAAACAAUUUUAAGAAGAGUAUUUAUGAAUGUAUAGAAAAGUUUAUUUUGUGGUCCUAAGUUUAAAACUAUAUGUGUAACUGAGCAGGACCCUAUGGGGCCUUCUUGGAACUGACCUCCCCCCAUGUCCUCUGCCUGCCCCUUGUCAGUAGAAGAACUUAGACAAAGAAUAAAUUUAAUCAGAGAAGUGAGAAAAUGCAGAAAGGAAAAUAGUCAAGCAAGAAAAAAGAAUAAGAGUUUAACCAUUUAACAAAGUCAAGGACCUUUAGUCCCUCCUCAAGGGCUAUAGAUAAUGUUCUGAGCCAUGUCCUUCAAGCUCUUUUCCAGAUAUUGAAACCCCCAUCAAGUAUAAGAAGAUAACUGUAUGCCGCCCACAAGCACGGAGACCCCAGACCAGUUGGAACCAACAAGGUUGAUGAUGUUGACUCCCGAUUUCCUCACCGCCAACCUAUCAGAAGAAUGUCCACGAGCUGAUCACACCCCCCACAAGCCUCUCCUCAGCACGUAGCCCCUUCCUCCUUUCCCUGUAUAUAUAUGCACAGAAACAGCACUCUUGUAAUGGUAUCAUGAGUGGUGAGAAUAUAGAUGAUUAAUAUUUUCUUGCUUAAACUCUAUAUUUUCUAGUUUUACUAAAAUGAGCAUAUAUCAUUUUGUUAUCACAAAGCUUUUUUUUCUUUAAGGAAGUGACAAGAAUCACUAAAUAAAUAUACGAAGAGUAUUAGCAUCCUGUCCAGGUGGUUAACAGAUAAACAUAUUCUUAUACUUCUGUAAUUUCCAUGUUCUGAGGGAAAAAAAUUUACAACCGUUGAGCAAUUAGAUAGGAACAAAUUAAAAUACGUGCACCUUUUUUAUUUUCCAUUUAUUAAACUAGCAAAAGAAAAUAAAAAUGGAUACAAUCUUUAAGUGUUACUCUCAUAAAAUAAUCCAUGCAUUUUGAAUCAGGGAGAACUGGACACAAGGUUGCAAUAUUUGAAGUUCAAUCACACGAAUCAAUAUUACAAAAGGCUGAAAGAAAGGGCUUUCCUGUUCUUUCCAGGGUUGGAAAUGUCUGCCCACCCCCAGCCUCUAGCUCCUCCCUCUGCAGCCAGAGUCAGCACCAUUAAGCCGGGCAGAAGUCGACUAAUCUGCUCCCUCACGACUAUUUUGCACUCACCAUGGCCACCUUUGUGGAGCUCAGUACUAAGGCCAAGAUGCCCGUCUUGGGCCUGGGCACCUGGAAGUCUACCCCAGGCAAAGUCAGAGAGGCUGUGAAGGUAGCCACUGGCGUAGGAUGUCGCCACUUUGACUGUGCUUAUGCCUACAAGAACGAGCAUGGGGUCGGGGAAGCCAUCCAAGAGAAGAUCUGAGAGAAGGUUGUGAAGCAAGAGAGCCAUCACUUGGAGCCCAUGGGCUUGGACACGUGGGAGAGCAGAGAGAGGACCACCUGCUUCCAAAGGCUUAAGAACUUAAAAGCUGGUCGCAAUUCCUCACUUCAGAAAGCCUACGGCGGAGGAAGAGAAAGGUCCAAAAGCAGGGAGAGCGAGUAUGAUAUGGCCCCUUCUUUGUCCAGUGCUGAUACCUCAAUGCUGUGCUCUCUGCAGUUGUGGCCCACCUUCUUGGAGAAGCAUCUAGUCAGGGAAGCCUGUCAGAAGCCCCUCAAAUAUUUGAAACUGGACUAUCUGGACCUCUAUUUUAUUCACUGGCCACAGGGAUUACAGGCCAUGGAGGAACUGGUGGACGAGGGGCUGGUGAAAAACACUGGGAUCUCCAACUUCAACCACUUCCAGAUCGAAAGGCUCUUGAACAAACCUAGACUGAAAUACAAACCAGUCAGUCAUCAGAUUGAGUGUCACCCAUACCUCAGGCAGGAGAAAUUGAUCCAGUACUGCUAGUCCAAGGGCAUCAUUGUUAUGGCUUACAGCCCUCUGGGCUCUCCAGAUAGACCUGGGCGAGGCAUUUGACCUUUCUCUUGACAUUCUUUAAGAAGAGCCAUCAGAUGGCUAGUGGGAAGCUGCUGCAUAGCACAGGGAGAUCAGCUCGGUGCUUUGUGACCACCUAGAGGGGUGGGAUAGGGAGGGUGGGAGGGAGUCGCAAGAGGGAGGAGAUAU